AUGUUGAUUGGCUUACGUGCUUCUGCUUGUGGUGGUAAGAAGCUUUUACAUCUUGCGAAUUUGCACGGAAAAGAACAUGUUCUUCUUGCAUCAAAUCUAGCUUUGAAUUUUGGAGGAAGAAUUUUGAAGAGGAAUAUUACAUCAUCAUCAUUACAUAUUAAUAAUAAUAAUUAUGUAAAUAAUAAUACAAAUAGUUCGAGUUUGAUUGCAUCAAUGCAAAGAAGGUUUUAUUCUACAAGAGUAAAAACAAUUAAAAUUAAUGAAGAGGAGGAAAUUACAAUUUCACAACUCUUGAAACACCUCUCGGGAAAUGUUAUUGAAUUUGCCAAAUCGAGUGAAUAUUGUACAUCAUUUAACAAGUUGUUACGACAUGCUACAAUUGAUGAAUUGGAAAAAGUAUUUAAUGAAAUUCAACCAAAUAUUUAUGAGUUGUGUAUAGAUAGUAAUGGAUCAAUUGUUAUGGAGAGAGUGAUAUUGAGAGCUCUUCCUCAUCAAUUGGAUAUUAUAUUUAAUAGUUUAUUUUCUGAUAAGAAAUCGAGAGAGGAUAUAAUUAACUUAUUCACACAGGAAAAUUCAUCGAGAGUCAUUUCUAAAUUGUUACCCAAAUUGAAUUCUAGCCACAUUGAAAAAUUACUUGGAUUGAUGAAUUUCAACUCUGAGCUAGUGCUUAUCAUGUUAGAAAAUGAAAAUUCAACCAAUUCACUCACUCAAAUGAUUGAAAUACAUUUGAAUACUUUAGAGAGCUUUGUAAAACAACCGAUGGUUCAAUUUUUACUCAAUUUGGAUGACGAACAAAUUAGUGAGCAAAGAUUGAGACAACCAUUGUCUAAAUCUAUAGAGAAAUCUUCUGUAGAUAUCAAAUUGGAAUUGAUCAAAUCUCUAUCCGAGGACAAUAUUACCCAAUUAGAUGAAAGGCAUGCUUUUGCCUUGUCACGAGUUUAUACUAGAUUACCUACCAAUAGCAAGGAAUUUGGGGAGACCUCUACUCUCAUUAUGAAGAAUUUUUACAAUUUAUCCAUGAAGAGAGAUCACAAAGAUGUAAUUAAUGCAUUUAUUGGAUUUUCCGAAAAGAAUACUCUCGAUUCACUGAUAGAUUCUCUCAGCACAGAUCAAAUCGAAGAAUUGCUCAAAGAUAAGAAUGGAAUUGUUGCCUUCUCUUACCUCUUCUCUAGAACAACUUGUAAAACUAAUGUAUUGAACAAAUUGAGUGAAAAGAUUGUAGACUUGGCAAAAGGUUUUACUAGCUCCUUCUUCUUCUCCUCAUUGGUGGCAGAUGAUAGAGAAUGUGCCCUUACUAUUAUUGAGAUGGUCAAGCCAAACCUUUUGAGUAUUUCCUCCAACAAAAAUUCACAAUUCCUUUCCAUUAAAAUGGCCAAAUAUCCAGAAGGUAGAAAGGCCAUCCUCAAAUCAUUCAAGUAUGACAUUGUAGGACAUUAUACCACUUGUCAGCAAGUGAUUUUCCAUCUCAUUAAUGAAUGUAAUCCUUUUGAGAGAAAUGAGGUUUUAAAGUAUUGUAUAUUACCAAAAUUCAGCGAACUGAAUGGUGACAUUGCAGAACCUUUAUUCAAGCUUACUCUCCUAUUUAUUAAGAAGGGUUCUCUCAACGAUCAUACAGCUCUUGUGAAAUCUUUUGAAGGAAAGCUUGCCAAGAUGAGCACUGAGAGAAAUAGCUCUAUAAUACUUCAAGAACUCUACCAAGUGAGUCCACAAGUCAUUAGAGACAUUAUGAAUCAUGAAUUAUUGGGAAAUGUUCAAAAUAUUGAGGAGCUUAAUACUGAUUCCAUUCGUUCCAUGAACACCAACAAACACUCCAAACACCUCCUCAACACCAUGCUCAAAAUUGAUCCCUCCCUCAAGCCAAUCCUUUCCACCAUCCAAAAACCAACCUCACGCCAUUAA
Molecule: messenger RNA, 1899 nt
Organism: Naegleria gruberi
Lineage: Eukaryota; Heterolobosea; Eutetramitea; Acrasida; Naegleriidae
Exons: 1
Coding region: 1-1899 (632 amino acids)
Biological process (GO): endonucleolytic cleavage to generate mature 5'-end of SSU-rRNA from (SSU-rRNA, 5.8S rRNA, LSU-rRNA); endonucleolytic cleavage in 5'-ETS of tricistronic rRNA transcript (SSU-rRNA, 5.8S rRNA, LSU-rRNA); ribosomal small subunit export from nucleus
Cellular component (GO): nucleolus; preribosome, small subunit precursor; 90S preribosome
Molecular function (GO): RNA binding
Source: RefSeq, a predicted model, not a curated record